Messenger RNA from Drosophila rhopaloa, 1553 nucleotides. RefSeq names its product protein ORD. The transcript is spliced from 7 exons. The coding region runs from base 30 to 1448 and encodes 472 amino acids. The record is from RefSeq and is a predicted model, not a curated record. NCBI's taxonomy places the organism in Eukaryota, Metazoa, Arthropoda, Insecta, Diptera, Drosophilidae.
UGAUCCUUGUAAAUAAACUAUUUUUAACCAUGUCGAAGGAAACUUCUCUAAAUAAAAACCACAAACUAUACAUUAUAUCCCUGAACAUCAACGAUUGCUUGGGCUGCGACACGGUGCACGUGGAAUUCUCGAGAACUGACAAUGUGCACGUAAUCGCUUAUGAAAUUGACAAGGAUUUUUCGUAUGAUCUGUCGGCAAUAACACCCGUGGCCCAGGCCAUUCAAUUGCUCUGCACCCUGACCUUUCCGGAUGGCGAGAGUCUAUCAAAGAUUCCCCAACUGAAUAUCGGUAGGGGAAGCGUUUCCUUGAACUUCGAGAUGGCUUCAUUAUCAAAAGUCGAGGAGGUGGUCAGCGAUCUGGACGAGACGCCCUGCACCUCGAGACAGGCUGAGGAGCGACAUCGUCGGCGAAUGAAGCGCAAGAAGGAGGAGUCCAUGAGAAUUCUCCAACCCGAAGUUAUCCAGGUGACUGUGAUGCGCCGCUUCGAUGACUUAAAUUUUCUGGACUUGGUUUCCUACACCAUCGACGAAGGCCAGACCGAAAUCCUGACCAUUUCGGAGUUCCACGAAAGGUUCUUUUUGCGUCCCCAGCACUCGGACAAUUUUUUGAAGGAUCUCCAUCAGAGAUGCGCUGGAAACUGGCUUAAGCUUAUCCGACGCGAAACUAGUGGCGAUCCCUUCACCAGCUACAAAGAACCCGAAAGCCCAUUUGAUACCUUCGUGAAGCUUUUUUGUAGCCAGGAAAAUGAACCGCAGCCGCUGCUCUGCAAUUUGGCCACAACCUGUGUGGAAGUAGAUGACGCGACGCGUCUUGCAGAGCGAAGAUUUGUACUGGAAGUUUUUGACCAGGUGCGUCAGAUAUUCGAGUACAUCACAUUUGAUGAGUAUUCCGUUUGGUUUUUGGUUCCUCAUCCCAAUAAUAUAGAGCAAGUGGAUCCUGUGACGCUCGACGACUUUGAUUUGACCAAAGUGCGAACCUCAAUUCGAUUCGCUGGCGAUACUAGGAAUGUUUACUGGGACUAUACUAAUCACAAUAUUAAGGACUUACUCUUCGUGGCAUUUCAAUUAGCCCUGGCUACCAAUGUCAAUCAAUCGGUUCUGGUUAUCAGCCAUUUGAAAACGCUGUCUGAGUUUUUAACACUGCAAUAUAUGACUGCCCACUUUAUGAACGAUUGCGACGACCAGCAACCCUCGGAUUCGAAAUGGAUUUCCCAUCGCUAUUUGCAGCGCAUCGUUGAGACGGCUUUGUUUAUGGGCACAAUUGUUAUUAUCGAAUAUCCAAGUUCCUUUACAUUAUUGGAUGAAGGUCGCCAGUUGAUAAAGUGCUUUCCAAAUCAUUUUAUGGGAUCAUCGGAUGCAUUGGAAUGGGAUAUAUUCGAGGAUGUUGUUAAGAACAAUGAGUCAAACUUGGAUUUUCUCAAGGAGGCCACAAACCAGAUAUCUAUGUAGUUUGCAAAAGAAUUUAUUAGCUUAGCCUCGAACAAAAUUCAUUUAUCUGCCGUCUGCGGCUUUCACACGCAAAUAUUUCCAUGCUCAUUUUCUAAUUACGCCACA